AUGCAGAUAGAGAACUUAAGUUAUGACUCGGGUAUCUCAGGGUGUAUUGAUUUUUCUGUGGAGAACCAAAUGCUUUCUUCAACCGAAAUGAGUUCAAGUAUUGAUACUUCAAUGGAUUCGUCACUUAAAAGCCAAACCCUCUCCUCAAUAAAACGUGAUGAAUGCGCGUUUGCAGCAACGGCAUUACUUGAAUCCUCAGAGGAUAUGCAGUCUUCGUACAUCCAGGCCUUGAAUGAUCCAAUUGAUAUAAGUGGUUACCAAGACGAAAUCGAACGGGGGGAUGAUUUGCAAUUCCUUCCAUCAGAUGAUGCCUACCAUUUGCCGGUUAAUGCCUCAAAUGAAACCACUUCAGUUAUAAAUCUGACUACGAAUGGUUCUGCAAGUAUUUCCUCUCAUACCCAAUCGCACAUAACAGAUUAUUCUUCCCUUAAUACAAAUCAGUCAUAUUCUUACCAAUCUAUGCAGUUCUCGAAUGUUCCACCAUCGACAACUCAAUAUUCAACGCUUGGCCAGGUUUUGACUGGUAAUACCGAGCGUAGUAAUGCCUACCCAAAUUUGCUCAACUCUUUCCUACGAUGCAACAAUGGUUCAAAUUCCUCGACAUCUACAUCAUAUGCAUCAACACCAAUUACUUCAGGAAGUUUCUAUGAUUCGAAAAAUACACGUAACUCGAAGUUUCAGCGUGUUACCAAAAAAGUAGAUGUCAAACAGGCCAAGCCACGGGGAGAUGGAAGCAAACUUCUCAGUACAAGGGCCACUUAUGUACUAGAAGGCUGGUAUGAAGCAAAUACAGAAUGGCCUUACCCAACAAAAUCUGAAAAACAAGUUAUGGCUUCUGCUGGAGGAAUCACAGUCGAACAGGUGAAUUCAUGGUUCGCCAAUCGUCGCAACAGAAGUCAAAAUACAAGACCGAAGAAGAAUAUGGUGAAGCUGAUUCAAUCUAUAACGUUAUUGUGUGAAGAAUACCAGGAAGCCUCACACGGCGUCAUUUCUGCCUUAGAAAUGAAGGGCAGAAUCCUAGCCCUUAUAAAUUUCCAUUUGCAACGGAAGCAAUGA
Messenger RNA from Rodentolepis nana, 1056 nucleotides. NCBI's taxonomy places the organism in Eukaryota, Metazoa, Platyhelminthes, Cestoda, Cyclophyllidea, Hymenolepididae. The record is from the annotation of a GenBank genome assembly.